AUGGGGGAAAUAUGGAAGAUACCAGCAAAGGAGACAAUAGUGAACACAGGCGACGAGUGGCUAUUUGAUUUGUUAGUGACACUAGCGGAAGAGGACCGUGUGAAAGUUCUGAUGAUAAUAUGGAGGAACUGGCAGCUACGUAAUGAUGCCAUGCAUGAUAAAACUGUGCCUUCGGUCGCGGUCACUAGUGGUUUUCUACAAAGCUACAUGUUGUCUCUAGAUCAGAUCAAACAUGAUAAGGGCUACGAUAUGCUGAAGGGGAAAAGAGACUUGAAUCCAGUGGGAGGAGGAGCUCAGCUACGGCAAGAAAAGAGAUCACAGGAGCAUGCACCGUGGCCGCCACCUCUGGAAGGCUGGAUUGCUCUAUCCCUUGAUGGCUCUUUUGAUGCGGAAUCACAUAUGGCUGGAGCGGCCAUGUUGGCGAGGAAUAGCAGAGGAGAACACAUUUUGUCGGCGUGCUGGUUUAUACCACACUGCUCGAGUGCUUUCGAAGCAGAGUGUAUGGCAGCCCGAGAAGGAGUCUCCCUGGCAGUCCAGCAUUCAACAUUGCCUAUGGUGAUUUAG
Messenger RNA from Triticum turgidum subsp. durum (durum wheat), 564 nucleotides. NCBI's taxonomy places the organism in Eukaryota, Viridiplantae, Streptophyta, Magnoliopsida, Poales, Poaceae. The record is from the annotation of a GenBank genome assembly.